Messenger RNA from Andrographis paniculata, 1624 nucleotides. RefSeq names its product probable inactive patatin-like protein 9. NCBI's taxonomy places the organism in Eukaryota, Viridiplantae, Streptophyta, Magnoliopsida, Lamiales, Acanthaceae. The transcript is spliced from 2 exons. The record is from RefSeq and is a predicted model, not a curated record. Gene Ontology annotation, biological process: lipid metabolic process. Bases 239 to 1375 code for a protein of 378 amino acids.
CCUCACUCACUCUUCCACAUACACUGAGCAGCUCCUCGCUGCUCUCUCUCUCUCUCUCUUUGUUUUGUCCACGCCUUUAAUGUGUUUUUGUGAUUUGGCGUGAUCUUUAACUGCUAUUUCGCGGAAAGAAAAAUUUCUAGUAUAGUGUUGUGUGUUGUUAAUCUGUUACUGAAAUCUUGUUACGGUUUCUAAGAAGCUGCAUAACGAUUUCAUAGAAGGUGAAGAAGGUGUUGGUGUGAUGGAAUUGAGCAAGGUGACGUUGGAGAUUUUCAACAAGCUGGAGCAGAAAUGGUUGUACCACUGCGAGGGGAAGAAGACGCGUGUUUUGAGCAUUGACGGCGGAGGAACCACUGGCAUUGUGGCCGGAGCUGCGUUGGUUCAUCUUGAAGACCAGAUCCAAGCGAAAACAGGUGAUUCGAGUGCUCGAGUUGCGGAUUUUUUCGAUAUUGUGGUUGGAACGGGGAUUGGUGCUCUCCUCGCCGCGAUGCUUGUCUCUGAUGAUGGCUCCGGGCGUCCUAUCUUCUCGGCGAGAGAUGCGGUGAAGUUUUUAUCUGACAAGCAAGCGCAGCUGUUCAAAGCAAAAAAUAUAGGCGUUUUCCGCCGACGGAUGAGGUACUCUGGUCAGAGCAUGGAUGACGUGUUGAAGGCGGUGUUCCAGAGAGACGAUGGCAAGGUUUUGACGCUGAAGGAUACAUGUAAACCUCUCCUUGUGCCGUGCUUCGACUUGAACAGCUCGGCGCCGUUUGUUUUCUCGCGAGCCGACGCCACGGAGUCACCGAGCUUCGACUUUGAGCUCUGGAAAGUAGUUCGCGCUACGUCGGCAACGCCGUCGAAGUUCAAGCCGUUCAAGCUGACCUCCAGCGAUGGAAAGACAUCCUGUUUGGCUGUUGACGGUGGACUUGUGAUGAACAACCCCACCGCAGCUGCCGUCAUUCACGUUCUUCACAACAAGCGAGACUUUCCGUCGGUUACCGGCGUAGAUGACCUUCUGGUUCUGUCAAUCGGUAAUGGAAUUCAGAGCAGCUCCUCGAAGACUAAGCUUUCUCGCAACGGCGACUGCUCGACCGCUUCCGUCGUCGGCAUUGUCCUCGACGGCGUCUCCGAAACCGUCGAUCAAAUGCUCGGGAACGCUUUCUGCUGGAAUCCCAACGAUUACGUUCGAAUUCAGGCGAACAGCGACGCUGAGACGGCGGAGGAGGUGUUAGCCAAGAGAGGAGUGGAGUCGCUGCCGUUUGGCGGGAAGCGUUUGCUGACGGAGACAAACCGGGAGAGAAUCGGCGCGUUCGUACAGCGGCUAAUCGCCACAGGAAGGAGUAGCCUUCCGCCGAGUCCGUCAAAAGAAACCGCCGUUAGUCCUCUUGUUAACGGCCGUUAGUUUCGCUUGUCAAUGCCUUUUCAGUGUGCGCCUCUUCUUAUUAAUCAGUUUUUAAUUAGUCCCAUGUCAGGUACACUUUUGUUAACUGCCCCUUUUGUCAACUUUAAGCACCAUCCAAAAUACUAAAGUAGCAGUAAUAAUUAAAAAUACUAUGCUAAUAUACUAGGAGUAGUAUAUAUUAAUUAGUAGUGUUAAUAUAUUAUACAUUGCAGUAGUUACUGUCCGGCCAUAUGCAAUUAAUUAAUUCAA